Messenger RNA from Bipolaris sorokiniana ND90Pr, 543 nucleotides. RefSeq lists its product as uncharacterized. Lineage: Eukaryota; Fungi; Ascomycota; Dothideomycetes; Pleosporales; Pleosporaceae. The transcript has 3 exons. The coding region runs from base 1 to 543 and encodes 180 amino acids. The record is from RefSeq and is a predicted model, not a curated record.
AUGCAAAGGUCUAGGCAACGAGUGAAGCAGGCAUGCAAUCGAUGCCGAUUUAAGAAAACAAAACGGGAUAAAAAAUCUAUGGUAGUUCUCCUCGAGGAGCAGAACAAAAGGUUACGAGAUACAGUACAAACGUUGUACGAAUACAUUCAAACUGGUCGUAACAUACCAGUGCUGCCGGCACGGGGCCCGGGAGACGAUCGCCCACUCUUACAAGACAUUGUGGCAUAUGUUGAUACACUCCCUGUGUGCGUGGAAACCACUUCCGACCAGUUGCAGCAUCAGGUUACAUUGCUGAGCACCGCACCUACUUUUUCUCUACCACAAUCACAGCCAGAAACCUCAUCACUUCUAAGCUUUGCUGCAAGUGAGCCUCAAUGGAGUAGCUUCAUGGCGCCUUCGAUGCAACUAGAUCUGCCAUUAACAGAAUACGACUUAGCACAAGUGGACCAUGAUCUUCUAGGAAGUACGCUGGACCUACAAGAGUUUUCGUCAUUUGCGGAGGUAGACCCAGCGGAGGCGGCAGGAUUGCGCCGAUGGCUAUAG